GUGUCAGGCCGUCGAGCCUGAUUCAAGAGAUGAUGCGUUCUUGAAGAAUGCUCGCGAGACUCUCCUGGUUCAGCGGCUGAACCGAAUGGAAGGAUGUUUCAUCCGGUGUUCUGACUGCCUAUGGAUAUAUUCGGCCGUUGCAACGGCGGCGGCAGCGGAAGCACGGUAGCCGGAAACGGUGCUGGCUCGGUAAGGACGUCCAGUAACGAAUCCGUGGGUGGUGGCGGCACGUCGAGCGGUACCAGCGAGAGCGGCAGCAGUGCAAGCGGCAGGAUGCAGUUGACAGGAGCGUCGGCUCCUGGAGCGGCCGCUUCGCCGGAGUCGGGCGUCUCUCCGUUGACCGACGCCUACACCAAGAUGACCAGUGAUAUCCUUGCUGAGAGAACUCUGGGUGACUUUGUCAGCGAACAUCCCGGCGAGUUAGUUAGAACAGGCUCGCCACAUUUGGUCUGUACCGUUCUACCCGCACACUGGAGGUCUAAUAAAACUCUUCCGGUGGCUUUCAAAGUUGUAGCUCUCGGCGAAGUAGGCGACGGUACCUUGGUGACUGUUCGCGCUGGCAAUGAUGAGAAUUGUUGCGCUGAGCUUAGAAAUUCGACGGCUUUGAUGAAGAAUCAAGUCGCCAAGUUUAACGAUUUGAGGUUCGUCGGCAGAAGCGGAAGAGGCAAGAGUUUCACCUUAACGAUAACGGUGUCGACGACGCCGCCUCAAGUCGCCACUUAUACCAAGGCGAUUAAGGUUACAGUAGACGGGCCGCGGGAGCCGCGAUCCAAGACCAGUGAGUAUCACUGGCAGCAACAACAGUUUCAUGCCUUUGCGUUCGCCUCGCAACGAGGUGGUCCAUUCUUCGCCUCGCCCCUGGUGGAUCCGUUGCAACCUCUGCCAAAUCCGUUGCAACCGUUACCGAAUCCGCUCCAGCCGAGGGAUCCGUUGUCUUCUUUUAGACACGCGAUGCCUGGUAAUUGUCAGAAUAUGUCCCAGUUUGGCCUGACAGCGAGCAAUUCUUGGGGAUACGGUAGCACGGCCGGCUACGCCGGCUACCUUCCGGGUCCCCUUUCGUCGUGCGCCGCACAGGCCUCGUUUCCACCCCCGCCGGCGGGUUCGACUGUCACAUCCGGAACCGGUAAUACCGGCACCACGUCGCAGCAGGACGCUUUUUCCGCGGUCUCCUCUCUCGUACCGGAUACCACGACACCAGGUCAGUCCGAUCCAUUGGAUCCACUGAGCAGCCUCAUGUCCGGUGGUUCUUCCAGUCAGAGAUAUCAGGACUACGUGUCGCCCAGAUCACUGUCCACUGACUCUAGCACAACCGAGAGCCCGGUACACGAGGAACAGGGCUUUGGGCAGAAUUACGGCAACUACUUUCCAACGCCCGGUGUGCUUCCCAGCAUCCUCUACUCCCAGCUCUACGGGAAUCAGUUCCAGAAUCCCGAGAGCGCCGAGCAGAGGGCCGUCGCGGAUAGUUGCAGCGUGAGGCAAGAGGAAGUCAGACCGGAUAACAACGUCUGGAGACCGUACUGAGAGACAGAAGCGAGUGAUUUCUUAUCUAACAAUUCGACUAUCGAGAAAUGUGGCAACUCCUGGAAGACAAGAGGGAAGUAACGCUUAACUGAUCGCUCUUGAGGCUAUCGGCUAUUGUGACAUCGAUAAUUGUAAUGUGACGUGGUGAUUCUUUGAGAACUAUCCAAGUGUCGAGGACGAUUCUCGAUGGCGAAUUAGCACUAGUGGGCAUUAAAACUUGAUCCGGGAAAUACUCGGGGAGCGAAUCCGUUCGUCGAGGGACGUUUUUUCCGGAAAGCUUUGGGAAAUAAAAAAAAAAUUGUUUUACCGCGGUGUUGUGUGUCUCACGCCAAUGAAUUUUAGGGGUGCAAAUGAGCGAAGGGAGAUUUGUAAUUAAGUGAGAACGAAUUGCGUACGAAAGAGCGAGCACGGGUAUGAAAGUGGUGAUGACGAUUACAAUAAUGAUAUCCGCAGGAUGUAUAUACGUGUACAUAAAGCUAGAACAUUGUCGUUUCAUCGAAUCAUUAUUCGCCGUCGUUUUGAGCGAUGCGAUUUAGUUUCAUCGAUUACGUUUUCAUAGUAUAUAAUUGCGAACGACUGCUGCGGGAUCGUGCAAUAUCGUCGAGACUGACGUUGGCGAUUGGCUUCCUUUCUUUUUUGUAAAUACAUGUAUCUUCAACGUUGCGCGUUUGAUUUUCCUUCGACCCGCAUUUUCCUUUAAAAAAAAAAACCAUCUUUCGGAUUGAAGAAAUCUGGCUCCACGCUUUUGGCGAGAUAUUUGCAGCGACCCUGAGUUAUCUUGAGAAAUCGACUGAUUCGCAAAAGGCUAUCACGUGCGGUCACGUUCGGGUCAAGCCGAUGAUAAAAUCGAAUGGGUUUCAAUUCGCGUGAAGUGAAAAAGUUUUCUUGUCGUGUGAAAAUGUCGUCGCGGGGAGCGCGCGAGCGGCGAAAUGCUCGCAAGCAUUCAACGAACGUAUGAACGAACGUGCCGGAAUCGAAGAUCUUACAUCGAAAUUUCUGCCAAAGAAACGAAAGCCCAAGGAACAACUCGCGAAAUAGUUUUGCGAGAAACACCGCGCCGCGCCGGCAAGAAGCUUAUCCAUUUUUGUAAACCGGCGACGGGCACUCUGCGUUUCCAAAAAUGAUUUCCGAUAUACAUAUCU
Molecule: messenger RNA, 2663 nt
Organism: Trachymyrmex cornetzi
Lineage: Eukaryota; Metazoa; Arthropoda; Insecta; Hymenoptera; Formicidae
Product: runt-related transcription factor 3
Exons: 7
Coding region: 121-1521 (466 amino acids)
Biological process (GO): regulation of DNA-templated transcription
Cellular component (GO): nucleus
Molecular function (GO): RNA polymerase II cis-regulatory region sequence-specific DNA binding; DNA-binding transcription factor activity, RNA polymerase II-specific; ATP binding
Source: RefSeq, a predicted model, not a curated record